Messenger RNA from Eleginops maclovinus (Patagonian blennie), 1812 nucleotides. RefSeq names its product zinc finger BED domain-containing protein 5-like. The transcript is spliced from 2 exons. The record is from RefSeq and is a predicted model, not a curated record. NCBI's taxonomy places the organism in Eukaryota, Metazoa, Chordata, Actinopteri, Perciformes, Eleginopidae. Bases 75 to 1385 code for a protein of 436 amino acids.
UAGGCGAAGAAUGUGCCAACAAAUUAAAAACUAUUCCGUUGUCAGACAACACAAUCGGAAGACGAAUUGGGGAAAUGGCAAAUGAUGUCAAAGACCAGCUGAUGGCAAAACUUCAGACAGUUCUGUUUUCCCUUCAAAUCGACGAGACGACAGAUGUUACUAAUGAUGCGCAACUGUUAACAUUUGUGCGAUACGAGGACAGUGGCACUAUGUGCGAGGAAUUUCUUUUUUGCAAACCACUGCCCGGGCGAACUACCGGUGUAGAAAUAUUUAAAGCACUGGACGAUUUUUUCACGGAGCACAAUAUCUCGUGGCAGAGGUGCGUUGCAUUAUGCAGCGAUGGGGCCCGAGCCAUGAGUGGCAGCAAGACUGGACUGUUUGCGCAUGUAAGGAGGGUGGCUCCGGGGGUAAUUUGGACACACUGCCUGAUUCAUAGAGAGGCUCUCGCCUCCAAAGAUCUCAGUGUUGAGCUCAGUGGUGUGUUUGAUGUCGUUGUCAAGACGGUCAACUUCAUAAAACGAAACGCAUUGAAUACACGCCUGUUUUCAUCCCUAUGCCAUGACUUGGGAAGUGAACACAGCUCUCUCCUUUAUCAUUCAGAGGUGCGUUGGCUGUCUCGCGGCGCUGUGCUCGCCCGUGUGUUUGAACUACGCGGAGCUAUCUACGAGUUCUUGUGCGAGAAGCAUUCUGAUCUGGCUUCCAAUUUCAACGAUAGUUACUGGUUAACUAAGCUGGCGUACCUCACAGAUGUUUUUGCAGAGCUGAACAAGUUGAACAGCUCCAUGCAAGGGAGAGAUGCAAACGUCAUGCAGCUCUACGAGAAGCUCGACGCAUUUGUGAAAAAAAUGUCAAAGUGGAUCGAACGAGUGGAGAGCAAUAACUUGGCGAUGUUUCCUUCAGUUGAGGAAUACCCUGACAGCACUGACAUCAACGACACUAUAUGUGAGCAUUUGAGGAAGCUUGUGCGUCAAUUCGCAAAGUACUUCACUGAUUCGGAAGAGUGGCGCCGUGACAGCAAGUGGAUCCUGCUCCCAUUCAGUGACGAUGCAUCAGUAGGGUCAAGUCUGACGGCUGUGGAAGAGGAUAAGCUGAUUGAGAUGUCCACAGACUCUGUCAGGAGGCAUAUGUACGACACACAGCCCCUUGUUAAAUUCUGGAUAAGUUGCCAGACAGAAUUUCCACAGCUUGCUGCAAAAGCAAUGAGGUGUCUUUUGCCCUUUCCAACCACAUACCUGUGUGAGAGUGGUUUUUCUACACUGGCGUACUUAAAGAAUAAGUACAGGGCUAGGCUUGAUCCAGAGAAUGACAUGAGACUGUCUCUGUCUACCAUUUCGCCACGAAUAGACAGGCUGUGUGGACUUCACCACGCCCAGAUAUCACACUGACAGCAGGUGAUUGGUGACAGGUCUGUCCUGGCUGGGUUAUAAAAGCCCUGACCAGCCAGCAGUUGAGGCUGCCUUGGUCUUCAUUUGUUGGAUUUUGGUUCUCCGGUGUUGUUGGAUUUUUGUUCUCCGUUGUUGUUUUGUCACACACCUAGACUGACUUUGCAUGACAUUUUUAGUUACUUUUCCCAAUACUGAAUUGCACAACACUUUAUUAUUCUUUAUUCUUUCUUUAAAAUAAUCUUUAAUUUAAUUUAAUUUAAUAAAUCUACUUUUAUUAUUAUAAAAUCUGCGUGGCCUCUCUUUCAUGUUUCAUGCAUUGAGCUAUGCAUGUAACACCAAAUACACACGCGCACGCGCAGGCACAUCAGUGGGCCGCGGAUUGCUUUCUAGUCCGAAUGGUGGUCCCUGGGACAAAACCAGUUGAAAA